Talaromyces stipitatus ATCC 10500 is the source of this 1755-nucleotide messenger RNA. RefSeq names its product peroxisomal AMP binding enzyme, putative. Gene Ontology annotation, molecular function: medium-chain fatty acid-CoA ligase activity. Gene Ontology annotation, biological process: fatty acid metabolic process. Bases 1 to 1755 code for a protein of 584 amino acids. The record is from RefSeq and is a predicted model, not a curated record. Lineage: Eukaryota; Fungi; Ascomycota; Eurotiomycetes; Eurotiales; Trichocomaceae. The transcript is spliced from 3 exons.
AUGUCUCUUGCGACUACGGCUAAUAACCUCACCCCGGCCACCAACUUCCCAGCUUUCUUUAACUGGAAACAUUCCACUCCUCUUCUUAUAGCAGUCGCUGCUGUCGUAAUGACUGCUCCUGUAAUCGCUGCAACUGUACUGCGAGGUCGUGAUACGUCCGAUGUGCCAGAGAUCACGUCCAUUCCCUCAUUGCCGCUGUUCGUUGCGGCUAAGAACCAUGCGACCACUGACAGCAAGAAGGUGGCUGUAAUAGAUCGUACAAAAGGAGAGAGCUUCACGUACAGACAACUGUUGUCAGAUGUAUCGGAGAAGAAGAAGUGGCUGCUGGAACAUUUGUCACUGGCUGAUUUGGAUCAGAGAAGGAUAGCAUUUCUAAUUCCCAAUGGCUAUGACUAUGUCGUGAUGCAGUGGGCUGUAUGGGCUGCCGGGGGCGUUUGCGUCCCUCUCUGCACCUCACAUCCCAUCAAAGAGCUUUUUUAUACAAUUGGUGACUCUCAGCCCUCGUUGGUUGUGAUUCAUCCAUUCUUCGACAAGGUCCAUAUAGCUCUACGCGAACAAGUCAAGGAUGUGCCCUUCACAGAGUUCAACCCGCUUUCGAGCACAAAGAAUAUAAAUAUAGUCUUACUUCCACCCUUCCAUGAGUCGUUACCUCUGAACCGAAGAGCUCUCAUGAUAUACACAUCUGGCACAACAUCCAAUCCAAAAGGCUGCGUUACAACGCAUAAGAACAUCACAUUCCAAGCUGAUUGUCUAGUCAAAGCCUGGAAGUAUACUUCAUCAGACCACCUGAUACACGUCCUACCCUUGCAUCACGUUCACGGCAUCAUCAACGGUCUGACUGCGUCUUUCCUUAGCGGCGCAACAGUGGAAAUGUACCCCAAAUUUGACCCAAGAAUCAUCUGGGAAAGAUGGCAGGACAAGGGCUCGUCAACAAUGUUCAUGGCCGUACCUACUAUAUACUCCCGCCUAGUCGACUAUUUCGAUGCGCACAUUCGGUCUACGGAUGCUGAGACCAGUUCGAGAGAAGGUGCCAAAGCGCUUCGGCUUGUUGUCAGCGGGUCUGCUGCUCUACCAACUCCGAUUAAAGUCAAAUUUGCAGAAAUAACUGGCCAGGUUUUACUAGAGCGGUAUGGAAUGACUGAAAUUGGAAUGGGUAUCAGUUGUGGUCUGGAUGUGUCUCGGCGAUUGGACGGAAGCGUGGGCUGGCCGUUACCCGGAGUUCAGGUGCGGCUGACGGAUAAAGAAACCAAAAAGAUAAUUGAGCAAGAUGAAGAGGACGGCAUGAUUGAGAUUAAGGGCGAUAACGUCUUCCUCGAAUACUGGAACAAGCCGGAAGCCACGGCCAAAGAAUUUACACCCGACGGGUGGUUCAAGACAGGAGAUGUUGCGAAGCGCUCCAAAGAAAACGGCGCAUACUACAUCCAGGGCCGCGCAUCGGUUGAUCUGAUCAAGACCGGUGGAUACAAGGUAUCUGCGCUGGAAGUCGAGCGGAAAAUACUCAGUUUGGAGAAUAUACAGGAAGUCGCCGUUGUCGGUGUGACGGAUGAAGAAUGGGGCCAGCGUGUUGCGGCCGUUAUCAAGCUUAGAGAUGGCGCCGGCCCCUUGGACUUAUCAACCCUAAGAACGCAGUUAAAGCAAGAAAUGGCUCCUUACAAAAUACCCACGAUCCUGAAAAUUGUUCAAGGAAUAGAGCGCAAUGCGAUGGGUAAGGUUAAUAAAAAAGAUCUGCUGAAGAAGUACUGGCCGGAUGCGUGA